UUGAUAUAAACUCAGUUUCUCUUCCUAUAUUCAUUCCGCAGUUGUUGGUCCCAGAACACAUUUGUGGGGACAUAAUUAAGAUAAUAGCAACAUUCACCUCCUUCCUUGAAAUUCAUUUAAAAUUUGACACAAUAAAAUUGUAUCAAAAUGUAUAGAAUAUUUCCAUCAUUUGUCCAUUUCUUGAGAUUUUGCUAAGUGUGGAGUGUUUCUAAUCAGAGAGUAAUAGAAUAUUUCUAAAUUAUUCUUGGGAAUUGAAUUUUAAGUGACACACUUAAAAGUAAAGUUAAGACAUUUGGUGAUCUCGUGGGAUGAGAAGGAAUAGGAUGGAAGAAAGUUUGGGAAGAAAUUUGUUAUGGAACUUGGUAAACAAUUAGGUAUCCAGUUGUGUUGGCAAAGGAUUAGGACAAGGCAAUGUUGAUUUUUUUUUGGGAAAUUUCUGCAAUUAAGAGAACCUCUGUGAGAGUGUAGUUGUCCAAAGCUGGUGAGGAAGGACAAAGAAAAGGUUUCAUAGAAACGUCCAUCAGUUUUCUCUUGAGUCUCAAAAAGUUGAGAAGUCUCUUGUGAUUUUGCAGUUUUUUGUUUAGAAAGUGUAAUGAUGAAUAUUUUGGUGAAAUCUGGAGUAUCCCCGAGAAUAUUUCUCCUGCUGAUGGGACUUUUCGUGAGUUGUAAUGCAAAAAUUUUCAAUUCUAUCGAGACUGUGAUGACCUCCAAAGAAUUGGAUGCUAGAGGAUUGGAAUGUGUACAUUUUUGUUUGGCUAGUGCCAAAAAUUCGAAUAACAAAAUUGAUGAAUGCUACGACAACUGCAGUAUGCUUGCCGUUGCCUCCAAAGAGGAUGAAUUGGCCAGGAAAAAUCGCCUGUUGAUGAGGCAGAACAAUACCUACGAUAUCGAAUUGAUUUGCCGGGAUGAUACCACUCUGAUAGUGAUGACGGAUGUAACAAAACCAAGAUAUCCAGAAUUCAUGGUAAUUCAAUUUACAGUAAGUGAUGGUAGCCAUAAGAUUACCUUCUUGGCCACUUCUCCCGUAGGCUACAUUUACUUUGUAAAACCCGGAACAAACUACAAUAUCACUGGAUUCGGUUUCAAAGGAGACAUGUACUAUAUUAAUGAAGAAUUUUAUUUCAAUGGAAUAUCCACGGCUACUCUCAAGAGUAAUGGUCAGGUCCAGAAUCCCAAAAAUAUCAAAGUCUACCAUUAUCAAAUAACCGAGCAUUGCAAGUCCUGUUUGUAUGCUGUUGUACAAUGGACACCAUCUGAAGAUCAAACCUGUUACUACGCCAUCUCAUGGCAUGAUAACAUCAUGGGUGAUCUUCAUGAAGUACCCUUCUUUGUUGAUUUCACGGUGAGUUCUAACUAUGACUUCAGAAUUGGAGACCUAGAGUUUGGCCGAGAAUACAAAAUUGCCGUAAGGAGCUUCAUGCAUUCUACAGAAGAGCCCAAGAAUGAUUUUGAUUGGCAGAUCUUUGUCACGCCACAGUGUUGGGAAAUGUUGACCAAGCACGAAGAUAUUCUUGAAAUAUGUGCCCCGUUGCAACCAACACAUGUUGAGGCUGAGGAUAAAAGGAUAGACAAAGAAAAAUACGAUAUAACAAUCAGCUGGCAGAAACCUCAACUGCCGCUGCCUCAUCACUAUACAGUAACCAUUCGUAAUUUAGACCACAAAGCUCCUUUUUCGAUAGUGAUGGACGUCGAUGGCGAUAAAACAGAGGCCGAAUUCAAAGGACUCAAGAUCACAGGAUUGAUUUACGAAGCCACAGUUGAGGCGGCCUUCGCAAAUGGAAAGCGAUCUUACACUACUAUUGAGAGAAGGUUUAGUGCCACUAAUGAAAGUACCAGCCUAGGCAGCAUAACUUUAUACAUUAUACUUGCAACAGUUACUAUCUUCGGUAUAAUCUCUGUUGUAGUAUGGAGAUUUCGCAUUGACAAUUCCAAAGUUGAAGUACAAAUGCUCCAGCAUGAACGAAAUGGUUCCCCAAGAAUCGAAAUGAGGCGGUAUAGGACAGUUGAAGAGGACGAAGCUGCAAAAGACACUCCCUACAUUGAUGAUGAAUUUGAAGUUGACCGAGAAAAAGUUACGGUCCUCCAGGAAAUUGGUCAAGGACAUUUUGGAACUGUAUAUAAAGGCAUUCUCGAGGAUGAAUAUGUGGAAAUGGCAGUGGCGGUUAAAAAGCUCAAAAAAACACCAACAAGUGAAGAUAUCAGAAAAUUCAUCCUGGAGAUUAAUAUCAUGAAGUCUGUCCCCAAACACCGCAAUAUUGUGAGUAUCUUGGGUCACUGCACAAACAAGAAGGAUACUAUGCUCCUGAUAACUGAGUACUGUUCUCAGGGUAGUCUCCUGAACUACCUGAGAUGCGAAUGGAGAGCCCACAAGAGUCAGCAAGCUCGCUGGAGUAAAUUUAGUGAUAGCUUCAUAAACCUAAACGGCAAAGAUAUUGGAGGAACUAAUAAGAAGGUGAACAUCUCUCUGACUUCUGAAACUGGAGACUUUUGCUCUGUUCAUAUCAAUGCUGUGGAGAAUCGCACCUAUUCCGAGGACUGUGCUGAUGAUUUUGUGAUGGUAGAUGAAACCCACUUGACCAUGAAGUCGCUUCUGGACAUAGGCCUUCAGGUGGCUGAGGGAAUGAAGUUCUUGGCUCUCAACAAGGUGGUUCAUCGAGAUCUUGCAGCACGAAAUAUUCUCGUAAAUCACGAAAAUAUAGCCAAAAUUGCCGACUUUGGACUUAGCCGAGAUAUCUACGAAGACGGAUUGUACACGAAACAGGGUAAUGGAAGAGUUCCCAUCAAAUGGAUGGCUCUAGAGGCCCUCAGUCGUCAAGUCUACUCCACAGAAUCUGAUGUCUGGUCAUUUGGGGUUCUUCUCUACGAAAUCAUCACACUGGGUUGCAUCCCCUAUCCUACUGUUCAGAAUGACCAGCUCCUUGUGUACUUAAUGAGUGGCUCGAGGAUGGAAAAACCUUCCAACUGCUCCGACACUCUCUACGAGCUCAUGAUGUCCUGUUGGUUGGAAAAUCCCAGUCUUAGACCCACAUUUGAGUCCAUCAUACAGCAAUUGACUGAUGAGAAGGAUAACUUAGUGGAUGAUGAAGUUGUGGACCUGGAUAAAUUGGACAAGGAUAAAAAGCUCAGGCGUGAUUCAGGUGAAAGAUACUUGACUCCAAUUACUGGAAGACCACCGUACAUGAUACUCAAAGGUUAUCCAGGAUUUGUUGCUCACUCUCCUCCUAAGUAAAUAUUUAACUGCCUGCCUGGCUCAUUUAAAUACUUCUUGUGUUCUAAACUUCAUAUGCUCCACAAAGCAUAAUCAUUUCUGCAUUGAAAUAUUUUGAUAUGAUAUCGGCUAUAUAAUUCUUUCAAUUUUUUUCUCAAUGCACAUUUUAAAAUUUAUUCAAUUCAAUUUGCACCAUAUAGUGCAACAAUAAUAAUUAAAAUCAAUUUUAGUUCUUCAUUUUUAUUUUUAAAUCAAUAAAAAUUUGAUGAGCUGUGAAUUUUCAUUAAAAUUUAAAUUUUAUUGCAUUCCAAUUAAAUAAAAGAGACAAUUUAAGAAGUAUUUAUAAAAUGUGAAAAAUGUUUUAAUGUAUACUGCUAUAAUUAAAUUGUUCUAGCGAAAUAUCUGUUUUGUCAAUAAAAGUAUUUCAUUAAAUUUCAACAAA
This is a messenger RNA of Phlebotomus papatasi, 3650 nucleotides long. RefSeq names its product tyrosine-protein kinase receptor torso-like. Gene Ontology annotation, cellular component: signaling receptor complex. Gene Ontology annotation, biological process: cell surface receptor protein tyrosine kinase signaling pathway; positive regulation of kinase activity; multicellular organism development. The transcript has 2 exons. The record is from RefSeq and is a predicted model, not a curated record. The coding region runs from base 593 to 3229 and encodes 878 amino acids. Gene Ontology annotation, molecular function: ATP binding; transmembrane receptor protein tyrosine kinase activity; protein binding. Lineage: Eukaryota; Metazoa; Arthropoda; Insecta; Diptera; Psychodidae.